AUGAGACUGGCUAUCGAUCCCUUUGACGGGUGGGACUCCAGAGAAGGGAGCGGUGUGGAUCUCUGGAGAUUGUCGAUCGAAUAUGUGGACAUCAGCACUGAACACCUCAUUCGAUUUCUCGAGCUGCAUGGAAGACACCUAACGAUACUCGUCCUCUAUCGGGUUUAUGAUCCUGAAGGGGGCUGGCUAAAAGUCCUCGAACUGCUCAGGGAUAGAAGAAUCUGUCCCAAGGUGCAGCGCGUGAGGCUUGUCGUCGGACGUAUCCUGGUGAAUACCCAGCAAAUCGAAAUGAAUUCAGAUAAGCUGGAAUAUGAUACGGACAACCCCCAGUUGAAUGAUAUAGAUCAGGCAAUCGCUCGCUGCGAGGAAAUGGGAUACUAG
Messenger RNA from Aspergillus luchuensis, 381 nucleotides. RefSeq lists its product as uncharacterized. The record is from RefSeq and is a predicted model, not a curated record. NCBI's taxonomy places the organism in Eukaryota, Fungi, Ascomycota, Eurotiomycetes, Eurotiales, Aspergillaceae. Bases 1 to 381 code for a protein of 126 amino acids. The transcript has a single exon.